AUGACUGUAUUGAAAUGGUUGAGCAUUUGCCUGACCAUGUUCUGCCAAGGCACAGCAGCAUCCAAACCUUGCAGGUGGACGCAGUCUAGGUUGAGGAGCAUGAACGAUAAUAGCAUAGUUCUGCUCUCAGAGAUGGUGAGAAAUUUAAAUUGCAAGUGUGCUGUUUGGUGUGCACAAAUUGAUGCGCAAGGUUCGUUAUGAUAUUCACAUUUUUAUUUUGCAUUAUAGCACAUGUUAUGUCUAACCAAUGCUUUCCCUCUCUGUACCACAAUAUUUAAUUUAAGGUCACUAUCCCAAUACAGUUAACUUAUUGAUAUUGAUAUGAGUUCUAUUUCAGGGUGGAUACUUUCCACGUAUGUGUGCAGAAGAAAAAGACAAACAAAUGUUUCCAGAGGAUGUUUACAUGAACACACAGGUAGGAUACGCUUCAGUAUCGUAGCAAGAUUUUGAUAGCCUAAACUACAGUAUGACUUCUUGAAAUUUCAAAAUGGUAUGUGCCUAAAACCCUAUUUUAUUUUAUCCAGGUCGAGGACGUCUCUGUGGUUGCAUUAGAGGCUAUGGGAUAUGUGGCCCAAUUAUUUAACAAAAGCCUGACUUCU
Molecule: messenger RNA, 599 nt
Organism: Coregonus sp. 'balchen'
Lineage: Eukaryota; Metazoa; Chordata; Actinopteri; Salmoniformes; Salmonidae
Source: the annotation of a GenBank genome assembly